AUGAUUUCUGAACAUACCCCAGUUGACCUCGAUGAGUGUUCGGCAUCCCAGUCUGCUCCACCUACCUGUAACGCUGAGCGAUUAACACUCGGAAGAAAGCCUGACGGGUUUGGCUCAAGCCCUCCAACACUUAGACGUACUCAAUCCUGCUAUAGUCGCGGAUGGCUGUCCAAGCGCCAUCGUGCACAGAACUGGCCUCGCAUCUCUGGAAUAAUGAAAUCGUUCUCCGGGUCUAUGUCCCCUCAUAUUGCGGAUACGAACUCAUGUCCGGCAGCACUGACCAGCGGAAUCCAGUCAGGUGUUCAAUACCCGGAGCCCCCUAAGAGAUUGUCCCUGCCUCCUCUAGGCGAACGGUUUUCACCCGUACCCGACACCAGUCCCUCACAUGCUCCCACUGGGUUUGACAAGUUCAACUUUUCGCGCACCAGUGCAGAGGGUGAUGGGCAUUUGGAUGUAUCCCUUGAUUGUUCGGGUCUGCCUCAAGCAAAAAAGCUACGGAUGGAUAAUGAAGCUUCGGCGUUCCCAAUUGCACCGGCUGACUCCUCUCGUGAGGACAAAGUCGAUGUUGACAACACUUUGCCAUUAGAUGAUUCUAGAUGUGACGCAAUGCAUAACUCAUCGGAGCACGUAAAGUCUGGUGCUGGCAAAGCGAAAGUGCCUUUCGAGGUGUUUCGUCACCAUUCAACCCCGUUGGUUUCUGCGCGGCCACUACAUCUUCCCUUCGUUUGUCAAUUGGUAUCGUCGCCAACGCCUCAGAUACCGCUGGCGAACAAACCACUUCUUUCCAGGAGCAGUUCCGUCCCUGUAUCUACUAUUUCUGAAAAG
Messenger RNA from Opisthorchis viverrini, 825 nucleotides. RefSeq lists its product as hypothetical. The transcript has 3 exons. The annotation marks the transcript as partial. The record is from RefSeq and is a predicted model, not a curated record. NCBI's taxonomy places the organism in Eukaryota, Metazoa, Platyhelminthes, Trematoda, Opisthorchiida, Opisthorchiidae.